Molecule: messenger RNA, 330 nt
Organism: Paraglomus occultum
Lineage: Eukaryota; Fungi; Glomeromycota; Glomeromycetes; Paraglomerales; Paraglomeraceae
Source: the annotation of a GenBank genome assembly
AUGGACAACAGCUCACUCCAGAAAUUUUCAUCGAGCUCAUUAGCUCGAAGAAUUGGCAGAUCCAAGCCAAUGAACAAUAUUACGCCGCUACCAGAGAAGAGCAAGGCCAAAGGCUCACCAUCUGGGCGUACCGCCAUGAAAUCUACAACUACCUCGAGGCCUACUGGCCAAGAAGAAUCAAUACAGUCCAGUAUCAAGCCUUAUCAUGCAAGGACUGAUCCCAUUUAUUGUUGGGGACGACAAAGAAUACAAGCUACGGUUGAAUCGUGCGACAUACUAGUACAUAAAUCUAGGUUCUCAUCAAACGAUGUGUCGAUAUCUACGAGAUGA